AUGAAACUCGAUAUGGGUACCAUCCAAAUCACGCUAAUCAUUCUGUUUAUGUCCGUAAUCCAUGCUGUUGCAGCAGCAGCUUCAACACCCUCCCUCGAGCUACUGAGAGUCAAGUCAGAGUUGGUUGAUCCCACGGGAGUUCUCCACAGUUGGUCUCCAGAAUCUCACUUCUGCAGGUGGAAUGGAGUCGAGUGUUCAGAAGAUCAAACCCAAGUUAUAGCCCUGAAUCUAUCAGACUCCGGAUUAUCAGGUUCCAUCUCGGCGGAGCUUUGGAAUCUCACUUCACUAGAAACGCUCGAUUUGUCAUCAAAUUUCCUGAACGGCUCGAUCCCUGUCGAGAUAGGAAAGCUUCAGAGUCUAACAGCACUCCUCCUCCACUCCAACUACCUCUCUGGUGAAAUUCCUCAAGAGAUUUCCCGUCUGAAGAAGUUGCAGGUUUUGAGAAUCGGAAACAACAUGUUAACUGGGGUGAUCACGCCGAGAAUCGGUGAGUUAACCGAGUUGAGAGUCCUGGGCUUGGGCUACUGCCAGCUAAACGGGAGUAUUCCGAAAGAGCUUGGGAAUCUGAAGCAAAUGGAAUCUCUUUUCCUGGAAGAGAAUCAACUCCAAGGUCCCAUCCCAGAAGAAAUUCGUGGCUGCAAAAACCUUCAGACUUUCGUGGCAUCAAACAACAGGCUUGAAGGAACCAUACCAGCUUCAUUAGGGAGCCUUCCAUCGCUGGAAAUACUCAACUUGGCAAACAACAGCCUCUCGGGUUCAAUUCCUACUGAUUUAAGCCAUCUCUCUAGCUUGCAGCACCUCAACUUGUUAGGGAACCAACUGAAUGGUUCGAUUCCAGCUGAGCUUAACCAGUUGGGUCAACUCCAGUGGGUUGACUUAUCAUUCAACAGGCUUUCAGGAAGCAUAACACUGCUAAGUAGCCAGCUGCACAAUCUUGAAGCAUUGGUUCUUUCAGGUAAUGACUUGAAAGGCAGCAAUGUCAUUCCUAGCAAUUUCUGCAGCAGCAGUCAGUCCAAGCUCCAAAAGCUCUUCCUCGCUCAAAAUGAUCUCUCCGGUACCUUCCCUUUGGAGAUACUGAAUUGUCUCUCCCUCCAACAACUAGACCUCUCAGAAAACAACUAUGAUGGAGAUCUUCCUUCCGCCAUUGGAAAGCUGCAGAACCUCACCGAUCUUUUUCUGCAGAACAACAGCUUCAGUGGACAGAUACCUUCAGAAAUUGGAAACUUAACCCAGUUGGAGAAUCUCUACAUGUUUGACAAUGCAAUCAGAGGGAAUCUUCCACCAGAAAUCGGGAGACUUCAUCAGUUAACCAACAUUUAUCUCUAUGACAACCAGAUUUCAGGAGAGAUCCCCAGGGAGCUGACGAACUGCACAAAGCUGACAGAUAUCGAUUUCUUCGGUAACCAUUUCACUGGUCCCAUUCCUGAGACUAUCGGCAAGCUGAAGAAUCUCGUUAUGCUUCAACUGAGGCAGAAUGGCUUGUCGGGUCCAAUCCCACCAAGUUUGGGGUACUGCAGAAGCCUGGAGAUAUUGGCAUUGGCAGAUAACAAACUUUCAGGAACUUUGCCACCAACGUUCAGAUUCCUUUCGAAGCUCUUCAAAGUAACUCUUUACAAUAACUCCUUUCAGGGUCCUCUCCCUUCAUCUCUUUCACAAUUGAAAAACCUCCAGAUCAUAAACUUCUGCCACAACAGGUUCAAUGGCAGCAUUUCUCCUCUCUUGGGAUCAAGCUCUCUUUCUGCCUUGGACUUAACCAACAAUAGCUUCUCAGGACCAAUCCCUUCCAUGCUAGCUUCGUCAAUAAACCUGACCCGUCUUCGCCUGGCACACAAUCAGCUCACUGGAACUAUCCCUCCUGAAUUUGGCCAACUCACCAAUCUCCAGUUCCUCGAUUUGUCCUUCAACAAUCUCACAGGCGAACUGAGUGAAGCUCAAUUCUCAAGGUUCAAAAAGCUUCAACAUUUCCUGCUGAGCAAUAACCAGCUCACAGGGAUAAUGCCUUCCUGGCUGGGCACCUUGGAAGAACUCGGAGAGCUCGAUCUCUCAUCCAACAACCUCCACGGCGACAUACCGAAAUCCCUCGGCAACUGCUCAAACCUACUCAAGCUCUCUCUCCACGGGAACAUCCUCACAGGUUCAAUUCCAGAGGAGCUCGGCAACCUCACCUCUCUCAACGUCCUCAAUCUCCAGCGAAACAACAUUUCAGGCACUAUCCCUAAAACGAUCGAAAACUGCAGGAAGCUGUUCGAGCUUAGGGUUUCCGAAAACUCUCUCACCGGUUCGAUUCCAGACGAGAUAGGGAAACUUACCGAGCUGCAAGUGAUACUAGAUCUCAGCCACAACUCCUUCUCCGGCGAAAUCCCGACAUCCCUCGGAAACCUAAUUAAGCUGGAGAGGCUGAAUUUGUCGUGCAACCAUCUCCAGGGAAAGAUACCCAGCUCGCUCGCCAAGCUCACCAGCCUCCACAGGCUGAACCUGUCGAACAACGACCUCCGAGGACGAAUUCCGGAGACGUUCUCCGGUUUCCCCGUCAGUUCGUUUCAGGGGAACUCCCCGGAGGGGUUGUGUGGUCGGCCGAUGGAGGUGUGCUUGAGAUCAGGAGGGAAGAAGGGGAUGUCGAAUGCUGCAGUGGUGGGGAUAAUCGCGGUGAUUGUUUUCUCGUCGACGGUGAUUUGCUUGGUGAUGGUGUAUAUAAUGGUGAGAAUGUGGUGCCACUGGAGGGAAGUCGCGAUAUCCUCCACCGUGGACGGCGGCGGUGGAGCGGGAAGAGAGCAGAGGAGAGAAAUGAGGGGAAGGAAAGGUGGUGAUGAUCAGUUCUGGAAAUUGAGCCAACUGGUUCAGUGA
This is a messenger RNA of Linum tenue, 2844 nucleotides long. The record is from the annotation of a GenBank genome assembly. NCBI's taxonomy places the organism in Eukaryota, Viridiplantae, Streptophyta, Magnoliopsida, Malpighiales, Linaceae.